This is a messenger RNA of Xyrauchen texanus (razorback sucker), 3373 nucleotides long. RefSeq names its product inositol polyphosphate-5-phosphatase B (gene inpp5b). Gene Ontology annotation, molecular function: phosphatidylinositol-4,5-bisphosphate 5-phosphatase activity; inositol-1,4,5-trisphosphate 5-phosphatase activity. Gene Ontology annotation, cellular component: membrane; cytosol. The transcript has 23 exons. NCBI's taxonomy places the organism in Eukaryota, Metazoa, Chordata, Actinopteri, Cypriniformes, Catostomidae. The record is from RefSeq and is a predicted model, not a curated record. The coding region runs from base 373 to 3111 and encodes 912 amino acids. Gene Ontology annotation, biological process: signal transduction; phosphatidylinositol dephosphorylation.
UUAAGACCAUCCAAAUUUACUUCUGCUUGUAACAGUCUCUGACGCCUGGGGAAAAAUAACUCUUCUGAAGAAGAACAUUAGAACAAACACGUAUCUGACCGGAUCACAAUGAACUUAGCUGCUGGUGUAAUAACAAAUGAUUUGAGUUUGUACACGGUACUGUAGACGAACUUCUAAGUGAACGAACUCUUGACUCUGCUGCGUGGCAUUGAGGACGGUGAUUCGGGAAGUGUCACGUGGACCUGGACGGCGCAACCAGGGCAGGAAGACACUUCAGACCGUUAUUCAGGACACUUUAAACGACUGCUGGGGAAUGCAGAUGAAAAGUAAUCACAUGAGAAAGCAUCGGCUACAGAUUAACUCAGAAUAAUAAUGGAUCAGUCCGUGGCAAUUCAAGAGACUUUGACUGAAGGGGAAAACUGCAUCAUAGCUGUGGAUUGUGUCUCACUGCGGGAUGAUGUGAGGGAGAACAGACUGAUGGGACUGGUGGAGCAAAACAAGGAACAUGCGUUAUUCAUGUACUCCCACAGAAGAAUGGCCAUCACUGGUGAUGAUGUCACACUGGAUGAAAUCAUUCCCAUUUCUUAUGACUUUUCAGUUGUUGAAGUUUCAUCUCCGGAUGAGCUUGCUGUAGUCGGUGCAGAUACUCGGGUGCGAGUUACAUUUUUUGAUGAGGAGUUGGAGCUAAGUUUACCUUUUGGCUCUCACACACGUCUGUUCCUCAGUGAAGUCACUAAAGCAUGGAGUGAUGUCUGUGAGCAAUAUCCAAAGGAAGAACCAAAAUUUGACUGGCUCACCAAAUAUCAUAAGGUGUCUAAAGGGGCUCGAUCCCUAAGGAAGUCUUUACCAUCAAUUGUUUCAACAACUUCCAGGAUGAGUCAGAUUAAGAAAUCAGAGACACCACACGCAACUGACAAUAGCAGACCGCACAAAGACAACGAACAGAAUAGAGGAGACGGUGGCAAUGAAAGUCAGGAGCGAGUGCGGGGCGAGAUGAGAGAUGACCUGAUCCGAUCAUCGCAGCCCAUCCUGUCAAACAAAUCUCAGAUGCUCGGGAUGCCUCAGUUCGGUUUGCGUGAUAACCUCAUCAGAUGUGAGCUUCUCAAGAAUGAGGACUCCUACACUUACAUCCAGAACUACAGCUUUUUCAUGGGCACCUACAAUGUGAAUGGCCAGAAUCCAAAGGAAAGUCUCAGUCCGUGGCUGAGAUUCACGCCAAAGCCUCCGGAUUUUUACCUAGUGGGCUUCCAGGAGCUGGACCUCAGUAAGGAGGCUUUUCUCUUCAAUGAUACUCCUAAAGAGCCGGAGUGGAUGUUGGCAGUCUACCAGGGUCUCCAUCCAGAUGCCAAGUACGCUUUUGUAAAGCUGGUGCGGUUGGUGGGCAUCAUGCUGUUGUUCUAUGUGAAGGCGGAGCAUGCAGCGCAUAUCUCUGAGGUGGAGGCGGAGUCUGUGGGCACUGGUGUCAUGGGACGAAUGGGUAAUAAAGGUGCAGUGGCCGUUCGCUUCCGAUUCCAUAAUUCAGAAAUCUGUGUGGUGAACUGCCACCUCGCCGCACACACCGAAGACUACGAAAGACGCAAUCAGGACUUCAAGGACAUUUGCCGCAGGAUGCAGUUCAGACAGCAGGACCCCACACUACCACCCAUCACUAUCAUGAAACACAAUGUUGUGUUAUGGCUGGGAGAUCUAAACUACAGGAUAAGUGACCUUGAAGCUGAUCAUGUGAAGGACUUGAUAGCUAAAAAGGAUUUUGAGAGCCUGUAUAAUCAUGACCAGCUGAAGAGGCAGAUGGAUGAAGAUGCUGUGUUUGUAGGCUUCAUCGAGGGAGAGAUUGAUUUCCAACCCACUUAUAAAUAUGACACUGGAUCCGAUCACUGGGAUACAAGUGAGAAGUGUCGAGUGCCGGCAUGGUGUGACCGCAUCCUGUGGAGGGGCAAGAACAUUAAACAGCUUCAUUAUCAGAGUCACAUGACCCUGAAGACCAGUGACCACAAACCUGUCAGCACUCUGCUGGAGAUCGGGAUUAAGGUGGUGAAUGAAGAGUCCUACAAGAGGAAAUUUGAAGAGAUCGUGAGACACAUUGACAGACUGGAGAAUGAUUGUAUUCCUUCAGUGUCUCUGUCUCAGACAGAGUUCCACUUCAAGGAUGUGAAGUUCAUGCAGUAUCAGGCGGAGACUGUGAGCGUUCACAAUGACGGACAGGUGCCGUGUCAGUUUGAGUUCAUUCCGAAGCUGGAUGAGCCCACCUAUUGCAAGCCCUGGUUAACAGCAAACCCAGCCAAAGGCUUCCUGGCUCAGGGUGCCAGUGUAGACAUUGUUCUGGAGGUGUUUGUGAACUGCUCUACUGCUCCAGGGCUGAACUCAGGCCAGCAGCAGCUUGAAGACAUCAUGGUUCUUCAUCUGGAGCGAGGCAAAGACUACUUCAUCUCCAUCACAGGCUCUUACCUGCCUAGCUGCUUCGGCUCUUCUCUCAGUACACUGUGUCUGCUGAGAGAACCCAUCCAGGACAUGCCACCUCAGACCAUAAAAGAGAUGAGUAUGAAGUCAAAUAAUCAAAUGAGCGACCCAGAGGCUGACAAACCUCAAGAAAUCCCGAAGGAGAUUUGGAUGAUGGUGGACCAUCUCUUCCGUUAUGCUAAAAAACAGGAAGAUCUCUUUCAGCAGCCUGGCUUACGCAGUGAGUUUGAGGAGAUUCGGGAUUGUCUGGACACAGGCAGCUUAGACACUCUCCCUGGUAGUAGCAACUCAGUGGCUGAAGCUCUGCUGCUGUUCCUGGAUGCUCUUCCUGAGCCGGUGAUCCCCUUCUCUUUCUACCAGCAGUGCUUGGACUGUUCCUCUGACAGCAGCCAGUGCAGACAGAUCAUUUCUAUGCUACCUCAGUGCCAUAAAAAUGUUUUUAACUAUUUAAUGGCCUUUCUGCACGAGUUGUUGAAGCACUCUGCACAUAAUCGGCUGGAUGUCAAUAUUUUAGCCUCCGUUUUCGCUGGCCUCUUGCUCCGGUCGCCCACAAAGCAAGAUAUUACAAAGAAAAGGAAGGAGAAGGAGUUUUUCCAUCAUUUCUUGGUCCAGAGCCCCUCUGACAGAGGCAUUCAUGACAAAUUACCUGAAUAAUGGACUGUAUCAUGCUGCCUACCAUUCCUAGUUUUUUUCAUGCCUAGGAUCAACAGAAUUAUGUGUAUAAACUUUGUAGUAGUUGCCAUUUAAUUCAAAGCAUUUUAAACCGCUAUUAAAACUAUUUGUUUUAUUAUAAAACUGAAGGGAGACUGAUUGUUUUUAUUUGCAAAAUAGUGGUUAUUUCAUGAAAUAUAUUUGUAUUUUGAUGUUUGUAAAUACACCCCAGCUGUUUUUAUAAUAAAAAAUAAACUGAAGUAUA